Messenger RNA from Olea europaea var. sylvestris, 770 nucleotides. RefSeq lists its product as uncharacterized. The coding region runs from base 6 to 770 and encodes 254 amino acids. The transcript is spliced from 2 exons. The record is from RefSeq and is a predicted model, not a curated record. Lineage: Eukaryota; Viridiplantae; Streptophyta; Magnoliopsida; Lamiales; Oleaceae. Gene Ontology annotation, cellular component: membrane.
UAUGGAUGAAGGGAGCUAAUUUCAGUUUUUUUGAUAUCCCAACAAGGAUUUUACCAUGGCCAUUUUCUAGGAGAGUUGAUUUAGUCUAUCAAAAUCUAGGUAAUUGGUCGACUUUGUAUUAUAACGUGUCGAAUUAUACUUUUGUUGCUCCUGUGUUGGGGUUGUUGGCCUAUGAUUCGAGUACUAGGUCACCACAUUAUGACCUGAUAGAGCUAAAUCUCAUGGGGGAUAAUCCAAUCGUAGUUCGUUUUCCUAAUGUUUCUUUAAGUGUGGGGAUGAAAUGCGUUCGGUUUAGUACUAAUGGCACGGUGCAAUUAAGCAAUGUUACCGGGAAUAAUUCAUGUAUGGCUCGUGGACACGGGCAUUUCUCUAUUGUCGUUCCAUCUCGACCAUCUGAUGAAAUGACGAAAGAGCGGGUUUGGAAGUGGUGGGUGAUUGGAUUUGCAGGAGGAAUUGUGGGAUUGAUCUUGCUUCUUGUGGUUGUGAUUAUGGUAUACAAAUUGAUUAAAGGGGGAAAAAUCAAGAAAAUGGAGAGACAAUCUGAAAGAAAUGAGGUUUUGGAUACUAUUUGGAUUGGGAGAAGUAGAAUGCCUUCAGCUUCAGGUAUCAGAACUCAACCAGAACUUGAAAGUGGGGGAAAAAUCAAGAAAAUGGAGAGACAAUCUGAAAGAAAUGAGGUUUUGGAUACUAUUUGGAUUGGGAGAAGUAGAAUGCCUUCAGCUUCAGGUAUCAGAACUCAACCAGAACUUGAAAGUUCUUAUAUUCCUUAG